ACUAUAUAAAAUAUGAUUAAAAAUAUAAAAAAAAAAAAAUAUGGUAAAAUAACAUUUAUUUUAUUAUCUUAACCUGAAUAAAGUAAAAUAAACAUACCCUAUGAAUACCAUGCAAGUACCACUUGAUAUCAAAUAAUACAAGCAUUUUUUAGAUAAUGUACGACUAAUUUUCUCGAUAUGGCACCGCUCACAGAUUUAUUGUCCUGUAGUAUAAUCGAAAAAGAUCACAACGGGGAUAUACUUUGGACAUGGUCAUAUCCUACAGUCUCAGAAUCACAAAAAAUCAUUGUCAAAAGAAAAUGUAAUUUAGGACUUGAGCAUAAUUCUCCGCAAACUUUUAUUUGCGCGAGACAUGGUCAAACUUGGUUUUAUUUACACUGUAGUGAAGUAUUUGAUUCUGACAGAUUGCCCAAGGUCAAACAAUUUGCAUUAGUUUUAUUUGCAAAAGAUUUUAAUCCACAAAAGUAUGAAGUACUGUCACGUGUCUUUAGUAAAAUGUAUUGCAAGACAGGAAAACCAACAGAGAUUUUACAAUUAUACCUUUCCGUCUUUACAAAGGGAUCAUGUUCGACCCAAGAAAAUGGAACAUUUGUGUCUGAUGAUUUUAGCAGUCGUACAAUAAUUAAUACAAAUGUUAGAGAGUUAAUAAAAACAUUUGAAUUAGAAUCGAUUUUAAUAUAUACUGCUCUCUUGUUAAAAAAAAGAAUAGUAAUAUAUCAUCAUAGCUUAGAACAAUUACUUAAAUGGAUGAAAACUUUUCCUGCUUUAAUGAAACAUCGCAAAGUUGAGGAAAAUUUAUAUCCAUGGAUAGAGUUGGUAAAUGACGAGCUACUUGACUUGAAGAAACAAUCAUACUAUGUAGCAGGAUGUAGAAACAGUGCAAUUUCUUCAAGGACAGAUCUAUAUGAUUUAUUAGUUAAUAUACCUGCUAGAGAAAUCACUGUUGCUCCACAUGCAAAAGAGAGUUUCACUAUGACAAAAACGCAUAAGGAAAUAGCAUUGUUUAUGGUACAACUAUGCGAAAAUCAAAGCAAUACAGAAUUACAAAUAAUAUCCGAGAUUAAUGAAAAAACAAAAGAUUUAUUAAAUCAAUUAACAUCUUUGGCUACCACCGAAACGUCGGAUGGAAAAAAAAUGGUGUCGAUUCAGGCAUUCAAAGAAAAAGACUUACCACAAGCCGUCGAAAGUUUUUUAAUUAAUUUAGCUAUAGCUGAAAAUUUAUUCAUAUUGUAAUAUAUUUUUUGAAUUUGAGUUAUGCAAAACCAUUACGCAAUUUUCCAAAUAAAAUGAAAAUCUUUAUGUAGGUAUUAAAUCAAAUAAAUUGUUACAACUGACAUAUAAUAUA
Molecule: messenger RNA, 1345 nt
Organism: Vespa mandarinia (Asian giant hornet)
Lineage: Eukaryota; Metazoa; Arthropoda; Insecta; Hymenoptera; Vespidae
Product: DENN domain-containing protein 10
Biological process (GO): protein transport; regulation of early endosome to late endosome transport
Cellular component (GO): late endosome
Molecular function (GO): small GTPase binding; guanyl-nucleotide exchange factor activity
Source: RefSeq, a predicted model, not a curated record